UGUUUAUUGUCAACAAAAGUCAUCACAAGUGCGUUUUUGUGAACUGAUUUCAAUUUAACAAAACCUAAGUUAGAAAGAUGCCGAUCAAAAUAUACAAAGUGGAUUUAAGCCCUCCGGCACGUGCUGCAAUGAUGGCUUGCGAAGUAAAUGGCGUCACCGCAGAAAUGGUGGACGUAGAUCUCGGAAACGGAGAACAAAAGACACCAAAGUAUUUGAAAAUGAAUCCACUUCAUACUGUACCAGUAUUAGAAGAUGGAGAUCUUAUUAUAACUGACAGCAACGCUAUAUUGAUAUAUCUGACGGAAGUUUAUGGCAAAGAUGAGACUCUAUAUCCAAAAGACCCGAAACAAAGAGCGAUGGUGAAUCAAAAACUGUUCUUCAGCGGUUCUAUUUUGUUCAACAGAUUGCGUAAUGUAACGUACUAUGUUAUAAUAGAAGGAAUGAGGGUUAUACCACAAAGACUAUAUGAUGAGAUAGAAGAAGCCUAUGGUUUCUUAGAGGAGUUCCUGUCUCGUAGCAAGUUCUUGGCCGCGGACCAUAUGACUAUUGCUGAUAUUGCUGCUAUAGCAAACGUUACCGCACUCCGUCUCAUACUUCAUCAUGACGAGAAAAAAUAUCCUAAAACUGUGUCAUGGAUUAAAGAAAUGGAAAAACAACCUUUCUGUAAGAAAUACAAUGCACCAGGAAACGUCAUGUUAGGGAAAGUCUUCAAUGAGAAAUUAAAAAGUUAAUUAAGUUUUUUUAUUUUAAUUUGUUUACAAUUUCUCAUAAUAUCACGUUAGAAUAUUGCAAUCUUAUUUUAUAAAGAUGGAUGCAAUAUUAUAAGUUGUUUUUUUUUUAAUUGU
This is a messenger RNA of Achroia grisella, 845 nucleotides long. It is a transcript of the gene GSTe3, whose product is annotated as glutathione S-transferase 1-like. Lineage: Eukaryota; Metazoa; Arthropoda; Insecta; Lepidoptera; Pyralidae. Bases 78 to 731 code for a protein of 217 amino acids. Gene Ontology annotation, biological process: glutathione metabolic process. The transcript is spliced from 6 exons. The record is from RefSeq and is a predicted model, not a curated record. Gene Ontology annotation, molecular function: glutathione transferase activity.